Microplitis demolitor is the source of this 779-nucleotide messenger RNA. Its product is annotated as histone H4. The transcript has a single exon. The record is from RefSeq and is a predicted model, not a curated record. Gene Ontology annotation, molecular function: DNA binding; structural constituent of chromatin; protein heterodimerization activity. Bases 31 to 342 code for a protein of 103 amino acids. Gene Ontology annotation, cellular component: nucleosome. Gene Ontology annotation, biological process: nucleosome assembly. Lineage: Eukaryota; Metazoa; Arthropoda; Insecta; Hymenoptera; Braconidae.
UAAACGUCUCCGCUCUUUAAAUUCGUGACAAUGACUGGCCGUGGUAAAGGAGGAAAAGGAUUGGGAAAAGGAGGAGCCAAGCGUCAUCGUAAAGUUCUUCGUGACAACAUCCAGGGAAUCACCAAACCAGCGAUCCGUCGUCUGGCUCGUCGUGGUGGCGUCAAGCGUAUCUCAGGUCUGAUCUACGAAGAAACUCGUGGAGUUCUCAAGGUCUUUCUUGAAAAUGUCAUUCGUGACGCUGUCACCUACACCGAGCACGCCAAGCGUAAGACUGUCACCGCCAUGGACGUUGUCUACGCUCUGAAACGUCAAGGCCGUACUCUUUACGGUUUUGGAGGUUAAUUUCAUCACUCGACUCUGCUAAUAUCAAACCAAACGGCCCUUUUCAGGGCCACCAAAUUUUUUUCACGUAAAAAAUUAUUCAAGUUUCGUUUCUUACCCAUCCAUUAAUACAUGAUCCCACCAAUUUAUACUACUAACGACAUCUAACUCCUGAAAUGCUAACAUGUAUUCGUCUUACUUCAGACGUUUCGUGUUCAUACACCGAUAUCAUUUGAUUUAAAUUUUUCAUAAAGUCUUUUAGACCUGACUAAACUUCGUCAGGAAAUCACUAAAUCUUGUCAAUGUUUCUCCAGAUCAUCCGUAGAUCUGAAAUCUCCAAUCUGACCGAACUGAUAAGUAAGCCCGAGUUGACGUCUAAUUCACCUUUGCUUUAAAUAGUUAGUUCUUAGAUAUUUUCUAAUUUGCAACUCAACUCUUUCAGUCAUUUUGUUAACGCG